Anopheles cruzii is the source of this 6209-nucleotide messenger RNA. RefSeq names its product calcium-binding protein E63-1 (gene Eip63F-1). Lineage: Eukaryota; Metazoa; Arthropoda; Insecta; Diptera; Culicidae. The transcript has 8 exons. The coding region runs from base 1193 to 2101 and encodes 302 amino acids. Gene Ontology annotation, molecular function: enzyme regulator activity; calcium ion binding. The record is from RefSeq and is a predicted model, not a curated record.
CAGCCGGAGGCGGUGCCGUGCCGUGCGGAGAUGCAGUGCCGAUGCAGUGCGUUGCAGUGUGAAUUCUCGGACCGUACCCGGGGUGUGGGUUGGGUUUUGUCACAAAACCGUGUCACCUUUCGAGCGGCGUUGGUCGUUCGGAUCGUUGUUUUCCACCUUUUCGCAUCGAUUUCUCCAAUCGAGCCGGCCAAUUGGUGGGCCCUUGCGUUGGCGCAAUUUGCGGCGGUGUGCAGUUUGGGAGUAGAGCUUACUGUAGUGUCGUGAAUCGGGAAGCAAUGGGUGACAUCAGUGAGUUGGAAGAUGCGGUGAAGAUGCUGGGAGCUGCACUCAUAGGACGACGCAAAAGCUCGGUCGCCAAAGGGAAAGCGCUCACCGAGGAGGAAAUCAAGGGUUAGUUUUCGGUGCUGCGUUUAGGGUCGUCGAUAUAAAGUGAUUUUGUGCACAAAGAGAAAAUAGGCUCCAAGAAACAAAAACUCGUUCGUCUGAAGAAGUCUGAAGAAGUUUCCCAAGUUUUCCAAGUGACUCGUUUGAGGCAGAGUGGAACUCUGUUUGAAAGAAGCAAUACUGUUUGGUGAAGCCCACGUUCGGUUGUUCUUCAGCCGCUAGUGACAUCACCGGUGCCGGUUUUAUCGAAUACACCCCCAAAUCGAGUUCCGCGCGAGAGUAUCCAGAGGGCGCACAGUACGGCCAACUAACGUGGGGCUGCAUUAAUUUUGAUAACCGCGAGACAGCUUAUCAAACACGAGCUACGAGCAACGAGCCGGGUCCGGCUGAUAAGCGACACGGGUCCCGGCACUCCAUUAGCGAGCGGCAGCAGAUAGGUCGCCACGGGAACCCGAUAUUGGGUGAGGCGCCCACUUCAGGUGGCCGAAACCCGAAAUAUCAUUAGCGUGUCGGCACGGAAUGCGGGAUUCCGUGUGGCCAUUCCAACGAGUCUCGAUUUCACGGUGCCCCCCUGGCUGUGAUGCUGCCGUCGGCAACACACUGACGAAGGUCGUCAACAACGUUGUGGGCCGUGUCACUGGGUCCCUUCCUCUGCGCUAAUCAGCAAGAUAAGAAACCGCCGCCGCCGCCGCCGACGCCGCCAAGAUUUUACCGGGAAACGGUUCAGACGUCGUCUGCAACUCACCGUGCCCCACCGUCGCUUAUCCGUGCCCGGGAGACGGGGCAGUGCGGGGCACAGUUCCAAGAUAUGAGUAGUUCGUUAACGAUGGGAGCAGCGGGAAGAAAUCCAAAUGCCACCCUGGCGCAGCCAGCGGGAAACACAAGCGCCAGCCACUCGGUCGAGUUGUCGUGCGCGGUUCAGUCGUCUCCGUCGCCGUCGUCGUUGCCGUCACCGCCUGGGGAGACUUCCGGGAAAACGAGACCGGGCACCGCCGUCGACGCCCCGGUCGACAGCAAUUUCCUGACGCCGCAAGCGGCCCGUGAAGGCACACCGCCCCGGGUGGACGCGCCGAUCGAGCCCGAGCCCCGAUCGAGUGUUAGUGUGAGUGAUACCGGUGCACAGGCACAGGCAGCAGCCGACGGAGCGAACGGAAGUGAACCACGACCGAAGACGAAGGUCAUCCGGCGCAUCAUCAAAGUGCGGCGGGUCGUCAAGAAGAUGAAGAAAAAGGAUGAAAAGUUCUAUCUGCGAACGGCAUUUGACCUGCUGGACCGCGACCAGGAUGGGCACGUGACGCCCGAGGAGCUGCAGUUUAUGCUGCGGAACCUCGGCAUACACGUGCGGGACGAGCUGAUCGACGAUCUGCUGCGGGAAGCCAGCCGGACAGGCAGUGGCUUAAUAGAUGAAACAGAGUUCCUCCAGUGGGUGGCGAGAAUACAGGCCCUAAAAGACGACAGCAACACCAGCAGCAGCAGUAGCAGUAGCAAUAAUCCCGCCCAGUCCGCCGACGACGACCUAACGCAGGACCUGGUGGCAGCAUUUCGGGUAUUCGAUCGCGACGGCAAUGGGUACAUAACGCGAGACGAACUGAAGGCUGCCAUGGACAUGAUCGGCGAGAAUGUGACCGAAUAUCAGCUGAACGAAAUGCUGGAGCUGGCCGACGCCGACAAGGAUGGCCGAAUCAAUUACGAAGAGUUUGCCCGGCUACUCCUGUAAACUUCCGGCUUCCGGCCGGUGGACUCCGCUCUGUGUGUGAUGUGACCUCGACCCCGCUUCUCUCCGGUUUCUUCCCGAGCCAACCGUUCGGCACCAAGUUCUGUCUCUUCCAUUAGCCACCACCACCAGCCGGUUUCGUUCCGGAAGGAACGAGAUGCUGCUACCAAGGAAUGAUUUCGUAUUUCUACCCAACCUACCAAUCACAACCGGUUGCAGCCAGCUCACGCCAGGCCGGGGACACCAGGAACACCAGCAGGCAACCCUUUAGUUAAUCGAAAGUAGUUGUGUAAGACUUUUUACGAAUCUAAAGCCGCGGCGGAGUAGGGUCGCCGGAGACCAGUAGAUUGAGUGCAGACAGAUUGUUUAGCGUAUGAUUUGUGGGUGGCCACUUUUGAGUUGAGUUUGAUUGUUGUUGUUACUGGGCGCACUGACGAGAUGUUCGCUUCACGCUUGUCGCCGCAAGUGUUACAUGGCUUAACCUAUACACAUUAUCUCGUUAGCGCAAAGCGCGUUGCGCGCCCAUUAAAAUAUUUAUCCUUAAAAGAAUGUCCAAAUGUUACUCAUUACCUACUACUAACCGCAUAAUCCGCUGUUUAACUGUUGCAAAAAUUCUUACCCUCUUAAGGAGCCACGAAUGACGGAACGGAAAAUAUUAAGCCACCCAAGGGCGAUGCACGCGCGUGAAUUGGGCCAUAUUAACCUAGGGUUAAGGUAUUGGGCGAAGGAUGGCCGGUGACGAGGACGGUGGCUGAUAGUUGAUAGUGAGCCAGGCGUUGGGGGGACUAAAUGUGACCCAAAAUUAAACAAUAAACAAAAAACCAAAACAAACCCAAAAGGUGGGAAAAGCAUCUACGUUUAAACGCUACGAAAGCAGCAGCGGGCACGGGCGCGUUAGAGGAGCGGGCGUGCCGGGGGCCCGCGCGUUGUCUGUGCGCCUGUGGCCACUACCGCAUAACGGGCCGAGUGAACUGCUCGGGACGGUUUUCAGUUUGUACGAAAGUAGAGCAUAACAAUAUCUAUAUCCAAUAAGCGAUAAGAAAGACCCGGCACAAAGCGGCAAGGAGUAGGUGGCACAUUUAGAACGCGGCCGCGACCGAGAUUCUCGCCAGGAGUGCACUGUGUGUUUUAAGUGUUUUGUAGGCGCUACGCUAGGCACGACAGAGAAAGGCUUUUGUACUAACCCGACGACGAGCCACUUCCAGUUCUUCCUUGAGUUUACGUUUACACACACACCCGGCUAAAGAAAAACCUUAACAAAACGCUUCGUUCCGUUCCGGCCAACACCAACACGCGCACUGCGGCAGAAAGGCGCUCGAUUUUGUGUGCAGCUACGCAAGCACAGAGCGUUUAGAGUAAUUGUUAUGCCAUUGUUAUACAUUAUUGUUAAACAGUUUACAGCUGACGGCUACACACACAACUGACACGUGCACACGUGGGGUGCAAGCAAUAUACAAAGCAAAUGUUGUGGUUGCAGCACAUUUGCAGCAACGGGGACAGAGCGGCACCCGGUGCCCGGUGGGCACCAGGUGUCCGCUAAUCCCUCACCGAACGCCGACACAAUAAAUGCGACUGAUUUUUACUACUUUACAUUUGUUACAGGAUGCACACGGGCCCCACGGGGGGGACGUGUGAAACCCAAUAGAACCAACAAAAGAGAAAUCAAAAUUGUUAAAACGUUUGAAUGGGAACGCGUUGCCGCCGACGGUUCGCCGCAGGAGGGCUGUGGCUGUGGAUUUAUCGAUGCCACUUUCUAGUGUCCCAGUGAAAACUUCAAAACUCCGCUCCCAUGCACCCUAGAAAAGCACCUCAAAUCUUUCCGUACACCACACCACAAAAUGUGAAAAUGAAAUUGGCAAAUGAUGAACGGUCUUCAAAGUUAAACACCAAACGAUUGGCGGCGAUAUCGCGGACAAACGCGUCGAACGAGCUUUCCUUUGCGCCAUUCCUUCGUUUUUCCUUCCGGCGGCGGAGUGGGGCAACCUGGCACAAAACACAUCACCCACGCACACACCCACCCACCCACACGUGGCAGCCCCCGCGAGAGAGAGAAGCUUGCAAUCGAACGCGGUUAAUACAAUAUAUACUCAUAUACAUGAUAAUAUCAAGGUACAGAAUUUAGUGGAACAUGACGCCGGGCAGGAUUUAGCUAUUUUUGGAAGCAGAUUUUUACACCUUACACCUGCCGACCGCUUAGCGGGGAUCAAGACAUCGGGCAGGCCAAAGGCAUCGCCUCGUGAGGGUGCAAUAUUGCAAAAACAGCAGAUUAAAAUUUUCAGUAGCCACACGCCACGGAUAAUUCCGAUAUUGCUGCUUGGCCCCAGGUUAUUGUGUGUGUGUGUGUGUGGGUGUGUCUCUCAGUUCCGAGGGUUAUCAGUUUGGCGGCAAGCGGGAACGUUUCUUGGUUGUGCUUCUAUUUGACGUCUACUUGCGAACAAUAAUCUACUAGCAUUCGUGUCUGUUUGUGUGUUGAACGUGUAUAGUUGUAUACAAAAACACCCUUAUCGUAACCACAUAACGCCGGGUCGGCACUCUCGAAUAAGGAAUAACCACGAGUAGCAGCCAUUAUGUCGCUGUCGCCGUAAGCUAAGACGCAACCGAGUGUUAACCACCGUAGACCACUGUAUUUCCUAUAUCCUCACCUAUCUACACUAGAGGUAUCCAUUUCCCGUAUCGUAGUGUUUUGUGGCCAAUGGCGCAGCGGAUUAGAAAGCUCCACACAUUUGGCUAAAACAGUCAACUUGAUGUGCUUGCAGCUUGCAGCUUAAAUAUUCGUGUUCGUCUGACCCGUUUGGGGGACAAACAACCCGUAACGGUCAGUUGCUUCGCGAGAUCCCAUCAAGUCAAACUGUCGUUAGUUUCCGGACGGUCAAGAUCGUUGCAAUGGUUGGAAGCAUAUCCGGCCCGAUGUAAAUAUGUCCCCUUUUGCAGUCGCAAUCGAGUCGAUUUUGUGUUACCACUAAUGGUUUGGUUGUGCCUCGGUUGCCUUUUCGUUGCCCCUGCUUGACCCUAGAACGUUUAGAAAAGGCACUCUGAUGGUACUCGUGUCCCUUUAUCCAACUUUACACUUCCAAUCAAACUAAUACUUCUCUAAUAUCGAUACUAAAUCCAUAGGCAAAACCAUACUAAUAUUGAAGCCACGCUUAGCUUAAACAAAAAUGUGACACAUUACCCUACGUCUGGCCGCGUACGUCGGAGGCGAACCGAACUCUUUCGUUCGUUCCAACCUCGAGUUAAAUCCAUGCCAAACGCGUACACUCAGCAUUACAGAGACAAGCAAAGCAAAGAACUACAAGAAAGAGAACUAUAUAUUCAUAUUGUGGCCUUUUAAUUGAAAAGAAGAACGUGAAAACGGACAAGCGUGAAACCGCAACCGUGUGUGCGAACCGUGAAAACCUGAAAACCGGCCACUGGAAGCACGCACGCGGAAGUGUCACGCAAUCGGUCGCGGCCGCGGCCGGGCGAGGUUUUGCCAGUGUUGCGUUUAGGAUUACGUUUGGCUUUUUGCUUCAAAUUUACAAGCGAUCACGAGUUUUAUGUGUAGCAAAGGCGCAUUUUAUUACACCAUAUCAAGGCUGGGAACGGAGAGCGCCAACCGUUUGCGUUGCAUCGCAAACUGACCGCUAAUGAUGGCGAUGAUGAUACAAUAAAUAACAGAACGUGUGUACUGAUUUUAAAUGCAUAGUAAACAAUAUUUUACAUACGUUUGGAGUGAUGCGUUCCUGAGUUUACAGAGAAGAGCGUUAGCGAAUGGUAUGAGAACGGAAGUGAAAGACAGGCUGGAGAUUUCCAAAGCAAAACAAGGUUGAUCCCACCAACCGAUCCCAACCGAUUUCGGAGACAGUCAAAAGUCGCAACAACAACAACAGCAAAGAGCAAGUUAACAAUUUCGGUUUCCCGUACCCUUGAAUGAGCAAUACAUUGCAGGAUUUAGUUUUAAUUGUUUCAGUCUACCUUUUUGGUACAAGAACAGUUCCCCAUUAUCUUUGAACGGAGUUAAAACGAUUAACAAAAAAUCAUCAAACACCAUGAGUUGGGCCAGUUUGGGGACAGAAAGGGAGCUAGGCCCGCCUAGUAUCGUACGGAAGGACAGAGAAUUGAACAGAACAAG